UUGGCAUCCUAGCUAAGCAAACAACAUCAUUUAGCUUGCUUCAUCAGAGAUUGGGCUUUUGGAAAGAACUUGAUAUAGGGAAAAUCCCCCUGGGGUGGUGACCAGAAAAGCACAGAACAUGUAAUGUAGCUCAGCCUGACUUGAAAGCAUGGGGCUGAGGCUGGUUGACAAGCAAGGGCCUCAGAGCCAGAAGAUGGUGAUCUUCGGAGCCAUCUUCCUCCUGAUGACCCUCCUCAUCCUCUUUAGCUCCAACAGCGGCAACGACAUCAGUCCCUUCUACAGUCCCUUCCGGGCGUCCUCGCCUCAUCACGCCAUCAAGGUCACUGACCUCAAGAAAUGGGCAGGGAAGGAGGGCUAUGUGGCUGUCUAUGGAAACAAGAGUCUGACACUGCACUGCCACCACUGUGCCCUGGUGACCAGCUCCAGCCACGUGCUGGGCAGCGGGGCCGGACCUGACAUCGACCGCGCCCAGUGUGUCAUCCGCAUGAACGAUGCCCCCACCACGGGGUUUGACCGUGACGUGGGGAGCCGGACCACCCUCAGGGUGGUGGCUCACUCCAGCGUGUUCAGGGUGGUUCGACGGCCAGCCGAGUUUCUCAACCUCACAGACCGCCAGGCAAAUUCUGCAGUCAUAUUCUGGGGACCACCCACCAAGAUUGGUAGAGAGGCUAAAGGAACACUGUACCGUCUGAUCCAGAGAGUCAGCAUGACCUACAGUAACCUGUCCAGCUUUACCAUCACUCCCGGCAAGAUGCACAAGUUUGAUACACUGUUUCAGAAGGAGACAGGGCGAGACAGAGCAAAGUCUCAGUCCUGGUUGAGCACCGGCUGGUUCACCAUGGUGAUCGCCAUAGAGAAGUGUGACAAUAUUAAAGUGUACGGGAUGGUUCCGCCCAGUCACUGUGGGAAAAAGCCCCAGCCCAAGAAGAUGCCUUACCACUACUAUAAACCCAGAGGCACAGAUGAGUGUGUGACCUACCUGCAGAACGAGAGGGGCCGGAAGGGGCCCCACCAUCGCUUCAUCACGGAGAAACAGGUGUUUGCACGCUGGGCCAAGCAGUAUAACAUCACCUUCGCCCACCCCACAUGGUGAGAUGACUGGUUCCUUCAACAAAGUUAGCCCAAGGUCUGGGAGAGGUGAUACACACAUCUGGACCAGGGUCCUAGACAGUGCACGAGUACCCAUUUCACACUACUGAGCUGAGACAAGCCUAGCUUGGUUGGGCAUCUACCAUAUUUGCUGGAACUGUGCUGUAAAGGACAAUGUGAAAAUGAAAUAUCCAAGCCAGCACAUGUAUGGUUGUUGUCGGCCCUAUUAUGUCAAUCUGCAAUAUUAAAUUGAAUAUACUUUAUUAUUCUUAUAGACCCACACAGUUCUCUGUGUGCCACCUUCUCCGAAUGGUAGCCAUUUCUGUGUGAGUUACUGUAGCUCGGUGAUGACAAAGUAUUUUUAUUUUAUUUUCAAUAUGAAGCUGAGCUUGGUUUGUAACCAUUAAUAUAAAUUCUGAAUGUGUUUUUUGUUUGUUGACAAAGCUAGCCAUCAAUACAAAGAGAAGUAGAGUGCAAGAUGUACAUUUAACAGGAUUUUGUAAAUACUGUAUUUCCGGUGUUUGGCAAGGAAGUUUGAAAAGGGCAACUGACAAUGUUGAUUGUAAAUAAACAAAUUGAUAUUUAAA
Coregonus clupeaformis (lake whitefish) is the source of this 1676-nucleotide messenger RNA. RefSeq names its product alpha-N-acetylgalactosaminide alpha-2,6-sialyltransferase 6. The coding region runs from base 149 to 1093 and encodes 314 amino acids. NCBI's taxonomy places the organism in Eukaryota, Metazoa, Chordata, Actinopteri, Salmoniformes, Salmonidae. Gene Ontology annotation, molecular function: alpha-N-acetylgalactosaminide alpha-2,6-sialyltransferase activity. The transcript has 6 exons. Gene Ontology annotation, biological process: ganglioside biosynthetic process; oligosaccharide metabolic process. The record is from RefSeq and is a predicted model, not a curated record.